AUGGGUGGCUUUUCGGGAAUUAUCCACGAAGGUGAAUUCAUCUCAAACCCUGCCAGAAACGCUCUUCCAAUUAAUAGCACUACCAGCUCCACUCCUCGAGCCCAAACACCUCGCAGAUUUGAUCUGGACCGUCCUUCCAGUCCCGACUGCUUUCACAAAUGUAGCUCUUCCAAUUGUGGUAAUUCGCUUGGCCGUGAGAGUCUGGUGGUCGAUUUCAAUCAAGUCGAGCCAGAACCGGUCCUUAGCAUGGUCCACAAUUGGUCCCAUACACAUUCCAUCCUUAGUGUCAUUGCGGCUCCUUCAAAGGGUUUAUUAAUUUGUGGAACACAGGAUUCGAAAGUGUUGAUUUUUGAUAUUGCAACGUUUUCUCUCAAAAACACCGAUAUUGGUGACUUGCAUGGUUCGGUGCUCUGCUUGACCCUCGAUCGUCACGAAAAUUUCUUGUUCAGUGCGGGACUGGAUUCCAUAGUUCGUGUGUGGGACUUGACUCCUCUUCUAGAUACAACCAAGACUCACUAUGAGAUCCCAUGUACUCAUCUUGUGUAUUCGCUAGUCGAUAUUGGAGAUAUAUUCUCCAUUACCUGGUACGAUGACUUGGAGACCUUAUUCAUUGGGCUGCAAAACGCUUCCAUCCUGUGGUGUCGCCUCCAUUUGGGCCACGAUACUCCACCAAAUGAGUUGGAGUGCAUGCCAUCCACAUUUGAUAGGCUCCCAUAUCUCAGAUUCGACAAGUUUUUCGACUCUAAGGGACCUGGAGGUUCCAUUAACCGUGUUCAAAAGGAGCACAGGCUUCAUUGUUCUCUUCAGAGUACCGUUGAGGGUCCGAUUUUGGUCGAGAUUCCCAACGAGGAUAGUAUCCGUUUCGCUCACAACGGAUACGUCUAUUGCAUGGAGUCUAUAGAUAAGCAUAAUGCUCAGGAAUUUUGCGAUUUGCGCCAACUGCGCAGUAAUGAUGUCCUAGCCUCUUGUGGAGGUGACGGGUUCAUCAAAAUUUGGGAGAUUGUUUCAGACUCGGAUUCAAAAAUACACCUCAAGCUGAUUGCUGCUCUCGAAAACGACAAUGCAAUUCUUUCAAUGCAUAUUUCCGAUUCCUCCGUAUUUGUGGGCCUCAAUGAUGCUACAAUUAAUGUUUGGGACCUUACCACUUUGCAGCUAACUCGCUCAUUCCAUUUCAUUUCUGAUCAGGGCAAAAAAGAUGAAGUCUUGUCUCUUUCAAUUGUCAAUGAUUGCAUAUACAAGGCCACCAAUAUGGGUGGUCUUUGUAAAUUUCCUUUGAAACAAGACCUCACCGACAAUGACGCCAACCGUGAUUCCUCAACUAAUUUGAUUAAUGUCAAUUUUGACAGACUUUUCACUGAAGGCGCUCAUCUAGAAGAGAGUAGCUCUGUCUUUGCAGUUCAUUCGUUCAGUUUCCGUAACUCAGUUUACCUAGUGUCCGGAGGUACUGGCUCUCUUUGUUUGUGGAAUCUUUCAUCGCAUUCAGAUCAUUCAGGAUACAUAGAGCUGCAACCUUCUUCCCGUCAUUCAGUAUCUGAAUGCUCCAAUGAUCAUCUUUUGGACUCGCUCAAGCAGUUCAUUUCUUACAAAACAAUUUCUAAGUUCCCUCAUCUAUAUUUAGAUGAAUCAAGGCGCUGUGCCAAAUUCAUGAGCAAAUUGUUCAUGAAUUUGGGGGCAGAGGAGACCAAGCUUUUGCCAGUGGCAGAUUGUAAUCCCAUUGUUUAUGCAAAAUUUGCCAGAAGCAAGAAAGACAACGAAGGCAAACCAACAAGGGUUCUUUGGUAUGGUCAUUAUGAUGUAGUUGAGGCAACUCAAGACAAGGAAUGCUGGGACACUGAUCCAUUUAGUCUUGUUUCAAAGGAGGGAAAUUUGUAUGCUCGUGGAGUCUCUGAUAACAAGGGACCAACCUUAGGUGCCAUGUACGCAGUUGCGGAGCUCUGUCGGAAGGGAGAAUUGUCAACUGAUGUGGUUUUUGUCAUUGAAGGCGAGGAAGAAAGUGGAUCAAUUGGCUUCCAAAAUCUGAUUCAUAUGCACAAGGAUCUUAUUGGGCCAAUCGACUGGAUCAUGCUAUCCAACUCAUACUGGCUUGGAGAUCAGGUUCCGUGUCUUAAUUACGGUUUGCGUGGUGUUAUACAUGCCUCUAUCAGUGUGGAGUCAAACAAGCCUGAUCGCCACUCCGGAGUGGAUGGUGGUGUUUCUCGUGAGCCUACAAUGGAUCUCAUUCACACUUUAGGCCAUCUCACAUGUCAAUCGAGCAAUAAAAUUAAGAUUCCCCAUUUCUACGAUGACGUGCUUCCUGUUGAUGAAACUGAAUUGAAUCUAUACAACAAGUUGCGAGAGUCAUUGGUGGAAAGCGAAAUCCAACAGGACGAUCUUGAUUCGCUCUUGACAAAAUGGAGAAACCCAUCUUUGACUGUGCACCGUGUGGACGUAUCAGGCCCAAAAAAUAACACUGUAAUUUCGCAGCGUGCAACAGCAUCUGUUUCGAUUCGUGUUGUUCCAAAUCAAAAACUCGAUCAGAUCAAAGAUCUGUUUACGCUGUACUUAAAUGAUAUCUUCGGAAAGAUCAACACAGAUAACACCUUGCAUAUCAACAUCUUCCACGAAGCAGAACCAUGGCUAGGAGAUCCAACAAACUUAGUAUACCAAGUUCUUUUUGAGAAAAUGAAGAGUAAUUGGGGUCCCGACGUUCCUGAGCCAUUGUUUAUCAGAGAAGGAGGAUCAAUUCCUUCCAUUAGAUUUUUAGAGAAAGAAUUCGGAGCUCCAGCAGCACAAAUACCGUGUGGCCAAGGCAGCGACGGUGCGCAUUUGAAAAAUGAAAAACUCCGCAUCAUUAAUUUAUUCAUGCUCAGAAGUAUUUUGGAGGACACUUUCCGGGAACUUGGAUUGAAAUGA
Molecule: messenger RNA, 2892 nt
Organism: Australozyma saopauloensis
Lineage: Eukaryota; Fungi; Ascomycota; Pichiomycetes; Serinales; Metschnikowiaceae
Product: glutamine amidotransferase subunit
Exons: 1
Coding region: 1-2892 (963 amino acids)
Biological process (GO): glutathione catabolic process; proteolysis
Molecular function (GO): protein binding; peptidase activity
Source: RefSeq, a predicted model, not a curated record